This is a messenger RNA of Diachasmimorpha longicaudata, 1956 nucleotides long. RefSeq names its product outer mitochondrial transmembrane helix translocase (gene nmd). The record is from RefSeq and is a predicted model, not a curated record. The coding region runs from base 364 to 1494 and encodes 376 amino acids. Lineage: Eukaryota; Metazoa; Arthropoda; Insecta; Hymenoptera; Braconidae. Gene Ontology annotation, cellular component: mitochondrial outer membrane. Gene Ontology annotation, biological process: extraction of mislocalized protein from mitochondrial outer membrane. Gene Ontology annotation, molecular function: ATP hydrolysis activity; ATP binding. The transcript is spliced from 6 exons.
CUAGUUUAUCGACACAAAAUGUCGGCUCCCUUGAAAAUAAUGAACUUUUAAAGAACUCCACUUUCCGCAACUUUUCUGUUUAUUAAGUGAACGAAAAUAAUAAUCUGAUAAAAAAUUAUUUGCACAACUGUCGCGCUUCGAUGAGCGUCCGGAUGACAGUCAUACCCAUGAAAUUAAAUUAAUACCAUCGUACUGACUGUUAUCAUGAAUCCCGAAUCAUUGUGAACCCCUGGAGUUUGUGAUUCCCUCGUGCAAAAAUUGUAGAGUUCAUAGUGGAGAAAUUGAACUUUUGUUGUAGUGAUUUGGCGACCAUCGAGAAACGAUAAACAAAGUUUUGAACAUUUUUCAUUAACUUGUGAAAAAAUGAGCGUUACAGAUGGUGCCAAUCUGACUCGUGGGGAGAUGAUCUCCCUGAUCGUUCGAUUAUCCCUUGUAACAGCGAUUGGAUUUUUCAGUAUGAGGUGGAUAAUGAGUCAGCUGGAUCCCAUGGCAAAAGCCAAGAAGAAGGCUAAGGAAAAGGCAGAGUCUCAGUUGAGAAAAUUGGGGAAAACGAACAGCAUAAGUCUCACUGUUGAUACCACACAGCUCACAGACUACGAGAUGAUGAUUGCAAGCCAUUUGAUCGAUCCACAAGACAUCCCAGUGUCCUGGGAGAAUAUCGCUGGGCUUGACUCGGUUAUUCAAGAACUGAAGGAGACUGUUAUACUUCCGAUCAGGCGGAAGGAGCUAUUCGAGGACUCGAGGCUGACUCAGGCGCCCAAGGGAGUGCUUCUGCAUGGACCACCUGGUUGUGGAAAAACCAUGAUUGCAAAGGCAACAGCUAGGGAGAGUGGCACAUGCUUUAUUAAUCUCGAUGUCAGCCUUUUGACUGACAAGUGGUACGGAGAGAGUCAAAAACUCACUGCUGCUGUUUUUUCACUGGCUGUCAAGAUACAACCGUGCAUCAUUUUCAUUGAUGAAAUAGAUUCUUUUUUGCGAGCGAGAACUGCCCAUGAUCACGAGGCAACAGCUAUGAUGAAAGCUCAGUUUAUGUCACUGUGGGAUGGACUUAUUACCGAUCCGCUGUGCACUGUUAUCGUGAUGGGCGCCACAAACAGACCGCAAGAUCUCGAUCGAGCAAUACUUCGACGAAUGCCAGCGACCUUUCAUAUAGGUUUACCAAAUGAAGCGCAACGAACGCAGGUGCUCAAACUAAUUCUCGAUAAAGAGCCCACAGCUGAGGACGUCGAUGCUGGUAAAUUAUCAAAAGUGACAGAAGGCUUUUCUGGAUCUGAUCUCCACGAGUUGUGUCGAACUGCCUCGUUGUACAGAGUGAGGGAUUACUCUCGAGAGCACCCACGUGUAUCAUACGAAAGUAACACCGAGGAAGAGGAAUACCACGACGCUCUGCGUCCAAUAACCCACGACGACUUGAUAACAGCAUUCAAACGCAUGAGAAUGUCCAAGGUUCAAACCGGUGGAUUGACCAACAUCUCAAAAAUUGAUUUAGACUAAGAAAAUUUUGCCAGUCAUCUCUGUGUUACUAGAAGAAAGAAAAUCACAAAGCUCAUGUUCUUAUUUAAUUAUCAAUUAUUAAUAUCCCGUGGGGAUAGGUGCGCUCACAUGACCGAAAAAAAAUUCCAGAAAAACCGAGAAAAAAAAUUCUGUAGCAUUUCUGUUGGCCUUUAAAUUGAUACUUCGUCGUUCAACUGUUCAAUAGAAUGCGUUAGGUUUUUUGAUAGAUUUUUUUUUCAAUACUGUGCCAUCCCGGAACAUGAGAUGUACAACGUCGUAAUGGAAUUUUCACUGGCAAGUGUAAAUAAAGGGAUAGAAAACUAGAGUAUUCAGCCAUUCACUUAACUAAUGGACAUUCUUGUUCAAUGUUUGUAAAUAUUGGAGCUAUCUAAUUUGAUAUUUGAAAUUUAUCGAAUAUGUAAUUGUUAGGUGACAGAUGAAUAAUUAAAGAAUCACGGCGGA